AUGAGAAAGGCUACCCUUGUGUCUCCCAGUCAGGAGAUGACGACUGCGGAAACUAAUGGGAACACAGUUCAGAAGCAGAACUGCUCGCCUGGCGCGAGUCGUGGACCUUCUUGUUCGUCCUCUGAUAUGCCGUUAGCCAGCGGAGGAACUGGGAAGUUCACCGAACGUCCUCCUCACGAGAUACCUUCCUCGUGGAGUUCCAGUGAAACUUGCAUCUGGUUAGCGUUCUUCUGCAGUUGUAGCACUGCGUACUUUUGUUUUUGCGACGGAGAAAUCUCUGCUCUUCUUACCCUUUCCGCAGCCGUCUUCAUGCUCUCCACAGUUUUUCUUGUGUUCCACGCACGCGUCUGCUACAGCGUAACACAGGCAUUCUGCCAAACGUACUCGGCCUCGGGUGCAGACGGGGCUUCGACAGCAUCCUCACGCACUUCGUUCCACACUGCAUCCAUAGUUCAUCUCUUGUGUGGAGGUUCUGCGUGCCCCAAGAGCGCCGCUGUCUUUGCACUUGCCAUUCUUGCUCGUGUGGCGUGUAACUUGAGCCGUCCUGCCUAUCUGCCUAUCGACCGGUCAGGUGACUGGCUUUACCAGACACUGGAGGUCUUCUCUGCUCUCUUGUUGGUGCUUCUCCUCGGCGUUGUUUCCGUAAGCUGUCGACAGUGUCAGCACAUCACAGAAAGAACCGUCGCUGAAUCUACUCAAGGAAAAGACGGCGAGACGACCAUCCAACUAAACGACCAGAAGGCAACGUUCACAUCGGGGUGCCGAUUUAUCUUCGUGGCAGCCGUCGUGUGUGGCCUUGUUCUCAAGCAUGACUUGAAUGAAAGCUUUCUCGAAGACUUUGCAUGGUCAUUCGCCAUGUACGCUGAGACCCUGGCCUUCAUUCCUUUUCUCCGAAGGCAAUUGUUCGCGGUUCGCACAGCGCGGCAGCCCGCUGCUCAUAAAAAGGAGGACCAAAGGACCGCGCUGACGGAGAACGACGACGCAAUCCUUGUGGAUCAUCGCUACCACAGAAACCCUGUUCUGGCGCGAAGACUGUGGAGGCAGUUCCUGUUCUGCCUUGUAGUUUCCCGCGUGAUCCAAGUCACGUUUUGGGCGGUUACCUUCGAUGAAUUCUCUCCGGAGGGCGACCCGGAGUCUCUUGAAAUGCCGACAGAGAAAUCCGAAUCUCCGGCGCAUACAGAUGGAAGCGUUCCACAGGAACCUGAAUGGAUGGCGAAAGUCGCUAUAGCAUCCCGGAAUAUCCGCGGGUGGUUCAGUCUUGCUGCGGUGGUCGCGCAGCUGUGCUUCUCCCUGUACUGCAUGAGAGUCUACAUUUCCACACAGAGUGACUUGGAGCAGAAGUAUUCUGGAGACCGUAAGGCCGCCGAGGGGAAAGAAACAGAGGACACUGCGGCGCCCUGCACCGAGGCUGGUGCUGGCUCGGCUUCUUUAACGGAAAAAGAAACCGAACAGGAAAAGCCAGAGAAGCCGACGCAGGUUCGCAAACGCUUGGUAUUAUCAAAGCAGUAA
Besnoitia besnoiti is the source of this 1509-nucleotide messenger RNA. RefSeq lists its product as uncharacterized. Bases 1 to 1509 code for a protein of 502 amino acids. NCBI's taxonomy places the organism in Eukaryota, Apicomplexa, Conoidasida, Eucoccidiorida, Sarcocystidae. The transcript has a single exon. The record is from RefSeq and is a predicted model, not a curated record.